This is a messenger RNA of Synchiropus splendidus (mandarinfish), 840 nucleotides long. It is a transcript of the gene chchd2, whose product is annotated as coiled-coil-helix-coiled-coil-helix domain containing 2. Gene Ontology annotation, molecular function: sequence-specific DNA binding. The record is from RefSeq and is a predicted model, not a curated record. Lineage: Eukaryota; Metazoa; Chordata; Actinopteri; Syngnathiformes; Callionymidae. Gene Ontology annotation, cellular component: mitochondrion; nucleus. Gene Ontology annotation, biological process: positive regulation of transcription by RNA polymerase II; mitochondrion organization. The coding region runs from base 100 to 582 and encodes 160 amino acids. The transcript has 4 exons.
GAAAGUUCCGGAUCAAGCAAAGGUCGACAGAAAACGACGCACUGCCAAGACGCACAGCAGUCUGUUAUACUGCGAGAAAACCUCUGAUAAAUAUUAACAAUGCCAAGGGGAAGCAGAAGCCGCACAUCACGGAUGGCUCCACCGGCCAGCCGAGCGCCACCUCCUCCUCCGAUGGCCAGGGCUGCGCCGCCUCCAUCACAUGCUCCAGUUCCAAUGCAGGCGCCACCGUCUGCUGUCGGGGCUCCUGCUGCUGCGCCCAGGCAGCCAGGGAUGUUUGCUCAAAUGGCAUCCACUGCUGCUGGAGUGGCUGUGGGAUCUGCGGUGGGCCACACCAUUGGCCACGCAAUGACAGGAGGCUUCAGUGGAGGACACUCGGAGCCUGCCAGACCCGAUGUUACCUACCAGGAGCCAUAUCAGCCACAGACCAUGUACCAGCAGCCCCCUCAGCAGCAGCAGCAGCAGGCGUGCUCUUACGAGCUCAGGCAGUUCAUUGAAUGUGCCCAGAACCAGAGCGACCUGAAACUCUGCGAGGGCUUCAGUGAAGUGCUGAAGCAGUGCAAGUUUGCAAAUGGUUUAUCUUGAGAUGAGCGGAACAUGCGAUAGAAGGUGUCCAAACAGCUGCUCCUCAGAAAUAGAAUGAAUCAUUUUGAUCCAGUUUCAAUCACACCAGGCUGCGGAAUCAAGUCUUAUAAAUAUUGUGUAUAAUAAAUUUUCCGUGUGGGUUUCAGUUUUAAAUGCAUCAGCGUGUACUUUUAGUUGAAAACUCCAAUAAAGUAUAGGAACUCUAUGCAUAGUUGAGUUUCCACUGUUCGUGUCAAUAAAUAAUAAAGCACUUGUGUC